GCCUUUGGAUCAACCUCCAUCGCCAGUAUCUAUUCGCAUCCCAUGGCAUCUCCUACUCCUCCUGGUGAGCGUCCUCGCUCCCAGGACCUUUCUGCUCCAGAGCCCUCCCAGAAACCUGAAGAGCCUGCGGUCGCCCAGGAAAAGGCGGCCGAAGAUGCUCCUGGCGUCCGCUUCUCUGCUGCCGUCCAGGAGAUCUCACCUACCGAACCCGCCGCUCCCGAGCAGUCGUCAUCGAGCCCAGAACAGGAGGCCCCGUCGAGCUCCUUCACAGAGGUCACCGCCGACCAACUCAAAGCUUUCACCAAAUCACUCCACGGCCGACCUCUCCAGGAAGUUCGUCUGACCAGCUGUCAAUUCGAGCCCUUCUCUCUUCCACCGUCCAGAGUCCCGUCUCAUGAAGAUGAAUCGGGUCAGUCCACAAGACUGCCCACCCCUACCUCGGCCAACUUCCAAUCCACACACAGCAGCCCACGACUUUCUGCAUUGGCGUCUCCUCCCCUGACUCCCGCAGGAUCCGGUCAAGCUAGUACCGAACGGAAGCCCAGGGAAGGGUCGGCAGCGAACGAACCCCCAAUUAUCACCCCUCAACCAUCGUCUUCGCACGAGAAGCCCACGCCAGCUCCUGACAGGAGACCCUCUACACACCGAGCCACCUCGGAUCAUGAGGUUCGUAGAGCUUCGUCAGCCGAGGAGCAGCACAAGUCCCACCGUCGGGGCAUGUUUGGUGUUGGCCCCGGGUCUGUGCCUGUUUCCAGAGAAUCCAGCCCUUCUCGAAGCUCAGCAUCCAACUUCUACUCCAAACCAGUCACCCCUGGUGGCGAUAUCAACGACCCUUAUGCAAAGAACCGCCGGCCCGCACCCGCGCCACAUGCGACCAAAAACUCAAUCGACCCCAGGUUUAUCUUUUCUAGGAAGAAGAAACACAGCUCGCCCCAUGGAUCCAAGUCAAACGUGAACGAGAAGCGUGCUUCGUCAAUUUUUGGAAGUGCCAAGAACAGCACUGAGGACCUUUCGCACAACGAUAGCGCCGCCACUGGUAUCAUCCACCCAGGUCAUGGCUCUAUGGCAGAUCUGAAGCGCUUCUUCCGGAAGUCAGGCCAUCAUCACAAAAAGAGGGACUCUUCCCCAGCGCCAUCGAUCAAGCUGGGAAAGUCGCCCCUGGCUUCCAGGUCCACUCAGCAGUUGCCUUUUGGAGACGAUCAUGGGUUGUCUUCCAAAUACGGCAAGCUCGGCAAGUUUCUGGGAUCUGGUGCCGGCGGUUCGGUACGAUUGAUGAAGCGCAAGGACGAUGGUACUGUGUUUGCUGUCAAGGAAUUCCGCGCAAGGCACACAUACGAAACCGAGAAGGAGUACAACAAAAAGGUCACGGCCGAGUUUUGCGUUGGAUCGACUCUCCACCAUGGCAACAUCAUCGAGACGUUGGAUAUCUUGCAGGAAAAGGGCAGGUGGUACGAAGUCAUGGAGUACGCACCGUUCGAUCUGUUCGCGAUCGUUAUGACCGGUCGGAUGUCUCGGGAAGAGAUAACGUGCUGCUUCCUGCAGAUCCUCAAUGGCGUGACAUAUCUGCACAGCGUGGGCCUUGCUCACCGCGACCUCAAGCUGGACAAUGUGGUUGUCAGCAGCAAGGGCAUCAUGAAGAUUAUCGACUUUGGUAGCGCCCAUGUCUUCAAGUACCCCUUCGAGACUGACACCGUACCCGCGAAGGGUAUCGUUGGCUCUGAUCCUUACCUCGCCCCUGAGGUUUACGACUCCAAGGAGUACGAUGCCGUGGCAGUGGAUAUUUGGUCACUGGCCAUUAUUUUCUGCUGCAUGACUCUGCGCCGAUUCCCUUGGAAGCUGCCGCGUAUGACGGAUAAUUCAUUCAAGCUGUUUGCGGCGGAUCCAACUCCUGGGCAUGAUCCGAAGAAGCUGAUCGUGCCCUCCAAGUCAACGAACGACCUGACCACCACCCCGGCACGGGACUUCUUGGCUGAGGAUGAAGUAAAGCGAAAGUCUCAUCAUGAGCGAAAGGAGGAGACGAGUGCGCAGCCAUCGGCUUCUACGGGUGAUUCCAAGGCACCUGCCUCUGGAGGCGACAAGAAGGAAGUCAUCCGAGGCCCGUGGCGCAUUUUGCGGCUACUCCCGAGAGAAAGUCGACAUAUCGUUAGCAGGAUGCUCGAGCUCGACCCCAAAAAGCGGGCUCGAAUGGAUGAGAUCCUCCAAGAGCCGUGGGUUGCCGACACGGUCAUCUGCCAGCAGUUCGACCACGGCGAGGUGGUGCCGGCCGAUAAUCACACUCACAUCUUGGAACCGCCGGCUAACCAGCAGCCGGAGAAGAAGUAA
Messenger RNA from Fusarium keratoplasticum, 2322 nucleotides. Its product is annotated as Protein kinase domain-containing protein. The record is from RefSeq and is a predicted model, not a curated record. Lineage: Eukaryota; Fungi; Ascomycota; Sordariomycetes; Hypocreales; Nectriaceae. Gene Ontology annotation, molecular function: ATP binding; protein serine/threonine kinase activity. Gene Ontology annotation, biological process: protein phosphorylation; intracellular signal transduction. The transcript has 4 exons. Bases 43 to 2322 code for a protein of 759 amino acids.